Messenger RNA from Medicago truncatula (barrel medic), 1068 nucleotides. RefSeq lists its product as uncharacterized. Gene Ontology annotation, cellular component: chloroplast. The transcript has 2 exons. Lineage: Eukaryota; Viridiplantae; Streptophyta; Magnoliopsida; Fabales; Fabaceae. The coding region runs from base 34 to 813 and encodes 259 amino acids. The record is from RefSeq and is a predicted model, not a curated record.
AUUUGAACCCUUGCAAAUACUACUUCCAUUGUUAUGAAGAUGAUUGCUCUGAAAUCCCUACAUCCUUCCUUCAAACUGAACAAGAUCAAGUGUAAUAUCCACUGCAAAAGACUUCACAACACAAGAAGUUAUACUUUGUGCCUCUGCAAGUCCAAUGGGUCUGAUUCUCAAGCUCCUCAACCAGGAGAUACAAAAAAACAAGAACUUCUAGCCCAAAUUGUCACGCUUCAAACUCGAAAAAUCCGCCUUACAGAAUAUCUUGAUGAGAGAUCUGCAUACUUAACUCAAUUUGGUGAAAAAGCAAACUCUGAGUUUGAAAAGAUUGGAGAAGAUGCACUCAAAGAAUUAGAUGAAGCUAGUGCCAGAAUAACAGCAAACAUGGAGAGCCAGAUGCUAGAAUUCGAGGAAUCUGCAGAAAUUAACAGACAGGAGAUUCAAGAGCGUGAAAACAAGUUAGCAGAGUUUGAAGUUCAAAUGGAAAACGGCAGAAACGAAGGGCUAUUCUUUAAGAACCUCAGAAAGAAGGUACCUGUUGUUGAUAAAGCAAAAGCCAAAGAGGAGGCGGAAAAAAUUAAAGAUGUAACCAGACUAAAGGCUGGUAGCGGAAUCAGGAAAAACGCUUACCUCUUCUUCAUUGGCCUGCUGACCUUUACAGUAGUUUAUUCUAUUGCGUCGCCUUCGACUGAUUGGAGAAAAGUUGCAGUUUUUGGAGCAAUUCUUGUGGCUUUGACUUCUCAGUUCGUCUAUGAACAAAACAUGUCAGCAGAAACUAGAACCAUAAGAAAGACCAACAAUGAAGAGGAAAAUAAAUGAGUUCAAUUUUUACGGUUAUUUGUUGCAAGUUUAUGGUAAAGACAGCUUAUUAUUAAUGUUGCAUGAUACAAUAAACCCAAGUAUAGUCUUACAACUUGGGCCUGAUAUUAUCAUGCAGAUUUGCUUUGGCAUCAACCACAGAAGAUAUUGGAUGAUAUCACUAAAACCACCAAAAUCUGAGUAACUGGAUUAUUCUGUGAUGCUGAUUAAAUUCUUUAUGACCUAUGUCAAUACAGAAAAAACAUAUUUUCUCAA